GUCUUCUGGCAUUAGCGAAGCUCUUCAAUUGUGAAAUCAUUCAUUAAUAAAAUUAUUCUCCAAAUUUUUUGGUACCUCAAGUUGAAUUUAAAGACUUCAAUUUGAAAGAAAAUAGAAACAAAUGAAAAUUAUUUUGGAAUUUUUACAAUUAAACAACGCAUUUUAACUUGCCGCUUUGUAUCGUCAAAACUUUGGCUCAAUGCCACCAGAGUGCAUUGCUAUUAGUUAGUUUACGGUUUGAAACGCGACGUUUUGCGUUCAAACUCACCAUUGCAUUUAUGUCAAAGCGUUUUCGGGAAAGCUUCUCGUUUUGUGUAUUGAUGUAAUGCUUCAUGAAAGAACAGAAUUAUUUCUUGUAGAACGUCGUCGACCAAACGAAGUGACUCGAAAUUGACUAAAAACACAGACCAGAGUGUGCAAAAAGUUAAUAACCAAUUUGUGUAGCAAAUAGUGUGGCAAUAUUUUCCGAAUAAAGUGUGUAAAAAAAUUUGAGUAAAAAAAUCGAUUACGGAUCGGAUUGGGAUUCGUGUUAAAUUGUGAAAUGGAAACGACGAAAUCGAAGUAGAUGUGCCGAUGGAAAAAAUAUCCUUGCUUAUUCACCAAUAAAUUUCCAACUUAUAAAAGGAUGUAGAUUUCGUUUUUUUUUUCAUCACUAUUUUCAAUGAUUGUUCAAAGUUAUGCGACAGUUCAGUCUGCGACUAUUCGCUUCGUUGUAAUGUGACACGAAAAAUCGAUACGUUGAUAAGAAAAUACAGAGAGGGAACGAGAAAAUACUCACACCACACGGAAAUAGGUGAGCAGCAGUGUUCAUUGGAGACGUGUUCACUUCAUGACCGUUCGCGAAACGGGGUGGACAGAAAACGGAUAGAUAGAGAACGAGAGCUAGAACAAUAUUGACGCGGUAAACACGAUGAAUCCAGCUGAUUUUGGUAUGUUUUGGAUGAAUCAAUAUGCGCAAGCACAAGAGCGUAUGAUCAUUGACGACAGUACAAGCUAUUACACACAACCGACGAUUGGAAUGUCCGUAAUGGAUGAUAUUGGCCAUCAAGCAAACACAAUGGACAUGAAUCCACUUGGAUUGAUAAAUAACGAGCUAACAGCUGCAACGGCAUCAGGUGCGAUGCCACUGACACCUGAACUAUUUGGCGGUCUACCGCGAAGUUUAGCUGUAGCCGGCCUGAAUCAACAGCACUAUCACGACGAUGCACAUCAAACAAUACUCGAUCACUAUGGAACGAUAUCGGACCAAACGAUUGUUAAGUGCCCGAUCAAUCAGCUAGUGGCGGCCACGACAUCGGUAAAUGUUGGCACCGGAACCGAACACUACGAAGACGAAGACGAUGAAGAGCCAGAGCAACGACUUUUAAAUGCAAACCAAUUUGCCAAUCAAUUUGUUAAUCAAUUUACCACGCAUGACGAUGAGAACAGCGUUGACAACGAUUACGAAGGUGACGAAGGUGUCGAUGACAUUGAUGAAUACAAUGGUGGCACCGAUUCAAAUAACAGCAAUAGCGUCGGUUUCAGCACACUGCACGGCGAAUCGUCGUCAUCGUCGUUGCACGGCAACACCAUUACGGGAAACAUACCGUUCCGUCGACGAACCAGAGGAACACAAACGAGUCGCAAAAUAAAACCAGUUAAACGACCUGGCUUAGUGCUAAAAACACCAAUUGCAUAUCAGCCUUGCUUAGAUCCUUCUGUUAUUCCAAUCCAAAAAGACGGCAUGGCGGUUUGUGAGCGUUGCGGUGCCAUUGGUGUGAAACAUUCAUUUUACACAAAGGAACGUCGCUUUUGCAGCAUGAAUUGUGCCCGAAGUGACUUUGUUAUGAUGCAAACGCAAGUAAAGGACGUACUAAAGGAUAACGAUAUCAAACCAUACACAUUAUAUGCGAACAGAUCACACUCGGUUGAUUCGACGACAACAGCAGCAGCAGCAGCACCGGCGACAACUACAAAUACGAAUAAUAAAAAUCCAACGAUGAGCGAAUUACAGCAAGAUAUAUCAACGGGAUCGAAUAGCCCGAUCGAUCUCGAGUCUCAUCUGAAGGGAACACAAUGCAAAAUACCAAAUUAUCGAUUCAAACUAACGAUGAACGGUGACGAUAAGACAUCCAAUUCAAAUGGAAACAAUGGUAACCAUUCCCUGUUCGACGGCAUGAGUGUCGACGAUUUGGGCAAUGUACAGUACCGUGAUAUUAUGUUCGAAGAGGAAAUACCACAAAUACCAAAAGGAUCAAAUCUACCGGCAAUGUGUCCGCAAGACGAGAAAAUUAUUACCGUACGACGAAAACCAUCUGAAUUUCUAAACAGCUACGACUGGAUACCACAAUUAUCGAAUCCGAAUUUCUUUGCCGCACCAGUUUCAUGCUUUUCUCAUGCGCCCGGCCACGAUGUGUGGUCUAUGGUAAAUGUGGGCAUGAAAGUGGAAGUGGAGAAUACUGACUGUGAUACACCUGAAUUGAAGCAAGGAAUGUCGCCGCACUCAUUCUGGGUGGCAACCGUGCUUCGAUUGUGCGGCUACAAGGCGCUAUUGCGAUACGAAGGAUUCGACGAUAAUAAUUCGCAUGAUUUCUGGGUGAAUUUAUGCUCAUCGGAAGUGCAUUCGGUGGGAUGGUGUGCCGAACGUGGCAAACCAUUGAUUCCACCGCGUUCGAUUGAAAACAAAUACAGUUGGCGAAAGUAUUUGGAAGAAACACUCACAAAUGCACUAACGUUGCCGACAACAUUUUACAAUAAAAUUAACGAAAGUUCGAAAUCACGUUUCCGUGUUGGCCUUCAAUUGGAAGUUGUUAACAAGAAUCGUAUCUCGGAAAUGCGAUUGGGUAGAGUGAAUAAAAUCGUCGGCAAACGGUUACUUGUGAAGUAUUUUGAUGCGCCAAAAGAUGACGAUGGUUUUUGGGUGCACGAAGAUUCGCCGCUGAUCCAUCCGGUCGGAUGGUCGUCUGAUGUAGGACACGAAUUGAAAGCGCCACCAGAGUAUGAGCAACGGUUGAAGAAAAUACGAGAUCAAUCGUUGGAAAUGCAUGAAGAUGACGCCAAACUGGAUCUAUUCAAAAUGAACUUUUCGUUCAAAGAAUACCUCCACGAAAGUAGUAAGAGCAAAUUCAGAGAUGGAAUGAAAUUGGAAGCGGUUGAUCCGCUCAAUUUAUCAUCGAUUUGCGUUUCGACCGUUGUGAAAGUCCUCAAAUUUGGCUACAUGAUGAUCCGCAUUGAUUCUUAUGAUCCAGACGCACAAGGAAAUGACCUAUUUUGCUAUCACGAAAGGGCUGCGUGCAUUUUCCCAGCUGGUUUCUGCCAUCGUAACAGCAUCGAGCUAACACCACCAAAAGGAUACGACAGAAAGACAUUCUCAUGGCAGCAAUAUUUAGCUGACACGGGCAGCAUAGCGGCAGAUGAUUCGCUAUUUUGUUUGGAAGUGCCAGAGCAUGGAUUCAAAGAGAGUAUGAAAAUUGAGUGUGCCGAUUUGAUGGAUCCACGACUUGUAUGUGUAGCGACCAUUGUGCGAAUUGUUGGCCGUGUGGUUCGUGUGCAUUUCGACGGCUGGGAAGAUGAAUUCGACCAGUGGCUGGAUAGCGAAGGGCCCGACAUGUAUCCAGUUGGAUGGUGUGUUAUGGUUGGACACAAACUUGAAGCACCAAAAGUGGCCGUCGUUCAGAAAAUCUCACCGAAGUCUGUUGCCAACAAAGGACGAAGGAAACGUGGCAAAUAUAAUGUGCGAGGAAAAGGUUCAGCAGCAGUACCACGAAAUGUGAAGAAAGAAAUCGAAUCAACGGAGCAACGGCAGAAUGAUUUCGAUGAAAGUCUGAACGGUGAUUCACUAACGACAAAAACCGAAACCACACAGCAUGAUUUCGAUGGCGAAGAGGAUGAUGAUGAUGACUUCAGCCACGAUGGAUACAGUCAUUCCAUCAAUUCACUACAGUCAGCAUCGUUGCCACCAACACCUGAACCAAGAAAUGAGACACCUACGCUUCACAUAACCCGACCCUCGUCCAAAUCUUCCUCAUUUAGUAUAGCCUCGCACAACAGUGGACCAGCGACAGCAUCGCCACCACCAGAACGAAAGGCAACUAGCUAUAUAAAUAAUUCAACGGUGACAUCAGGAAAACAUAUCCCAUGCUUAAUAUCGGCACCACAAUCGAAUACAUCACAAAACGGUGACGAAUUCGCGCCCGACUCCUGGAACAUUUUCGAUGUUGGCCAAUUUUUGCGAGUGAACGAUUGUGCGGCCCAUUGUGAAAUAUUCAGUCGAAAUAAGGUCGAUGGUAAACGACUGCUUGAAAUAUCCGACGAUGAAAUUUUCAAAAUGCUCAAUAUGAAAGUUGGGCCAGCGCUCAAAGUUCAGGAUUUAAUUAAAAAACUUCGCGAGAAAAUUGAUAAAAUGAAACCGUCAAGACAUUCAACUGGCAAAUCAAGCGUGGGCAAAAAAUACUUAUAGUGAACUAUAAAUGUUGAGUUGAUCAUCAGAAAAAAUGUACAAAACAAAAAUAAAUGUUUCAAGUGUAACUUACAUAUUAUGAAUUCUAAUAUCCCAUGCCCACCAAAAGUGGCGGGACUCAUUCAGAAACAGACUCGAUAUUUGGGUAUCGAAAGUAAAAAAAACUAUUAUAAAUCGAUAUUUUGUGUGUGAAAUAAACCUAUUUUGAUGAAAACAAACAUAAACAAAAAUGAAAGAGAGACAAAAAAACACUACAAAAGCGGAUAACCAGUUUUAUCUAACUGAAAAGUGCCAUUUAGUGUUUGUUUUACUAUGUACUUUGAACAAUUGAAAAAAAAAGAUAAAAAAAUUUGCGUACGAGAGAGAAAAAAAUACAUUUUAUGGAGUGAUUUUGAGUGAAGAAAAAAAAAUCCGGCGGUUACAAAUGUGUGCAUGGAUUUAAACGGAAGCCGAGCAACAUAUGUUUCGAAACUGAUUGCCGGCACAUGAAGGAUAGGAAGAGUGUAUCAGCACGAAUCUACAAUGGAUGCCUGCAUCAAUUGAAUGUUCAACUCUCGCAAAUCUACCAAAUAUAUUGUAUGUAAUGAAUCCAAGCAAUAAGGAUUAUUAUUAUUAUUGUUUUACUGAAUCAUACUUCUCUAGUGACACGGAUAGUAACAAGCAAUAAGAAUAAAAAAAACCAAUUAGAUGAAAA
Molecule: messenger RNA, 5132 nt
Organism: Sitodiplosis mosellana (orange wheat blossom midge)
Lineage: Eukaryota; Metazoa; Arthropoda; Insecta; Diptera; Cecidomyiidae
Gene: Sfmbt
Product: polycomb protein Sfmbt
Exons: 7
Coding region: 911-4438 (1175 amino acids)
Biological process (GO): regulation of DNA-templated transcription
Cellular component (GO): nucleus
Molecular function (GO): zinc ion binding
Source: RefSeq, a predicted model, not a curated record